Gadus morhua (Atlantic cod) is the source of this 1869-nucleotide messenger RNA. RefSeq names its product protein phosphatase 1, regulatory subunit 3Da (gene ppp1r3da). Gene Ontology annotation, cellular component: protein phosphatase type 1 complex. Bases 258 to 1169 code for a protein of 303 amino acids. The transcript has 2 exons. Gene Ontology annotation, biological process: regulation of glycogen biosynthetic process. The record is from RefSeq and is a predicted model, not a curated record. Lineage: Eukaryota; Metazoa; Chordata; Actinopteri; Gadiformes; Gadidae. Gene Ontology annotation, molecular function: protein phosphatase 1 binding; glycogen binding.
CACAUUCGUAGCCCCUUCAACGGAACCCAGGAUUUAUAAAGCAUGCGUAGGAUUUUUGUGCAUAUCUUAUGCGUGUUAUUAGCAUUACAGAUCUGAUAUUAUUGCGGAAGACACAGAGGCACGACUGACGCACGGAAAUGCGCUGCUUCAAUGUUGUUGUUUUUUAUAUAACUGGUGGAUCAAGCCUCGCCAAAACACGAGCUUAUGCUACAGCUUGCAUUUGUUAAUCCAUUGCUGCAUAUCGUGGUGAGGAAAAGAUGGAUUGGUGUAUUGGAAAUAUAAGGAUUCCCCGCAGCGAGACUGAUGGCUCCUUCGGCAAAGCCCCAACGUCAUGCACCACAAUCCACCUGUCUGACAUGAUCAGUGCGACCGAACUCAAGCCAGAAAGGAAACUGAUUCCAAUCCGCCCCCCAGCCCCCAGAGUCCCCCCCCCCAAGAAACAGCAGGAGCCAAACCGGGGCCUCUCCUGUGAACCGCUGCCCAGACCUAUCAUCCAGAGACGCUCCAAAUCUCUGCCCUCGCCGCAGGAGAGGAAGAAGCAUUUCAGAAAUGUCAGGGUGCGUUUCGCUGACUCCUUAGGGCUCGACCUGGAGGACGUGAAGCUCUUCAAAUCGGGCGAGGACCCCUUCAUCCCCCAACACGUGGCCUUCCGGCUCCUGAUGGGUGCCGAGCUGACCGACGGCACGCACCUGGAGAUCUCCCUGCCCUACCUGAAGCCCGUCUUCUCCCAGCAGCCCGGGGACCAGCCCGAGUUCCUCCAACGCCUCCACAGGCAGAAGGUGUGCCUGGAGCGGGUGCUGUGCUUCGAGCUGGGUGUCAUCGGCAUCACCCAGGUGCUGAACGUGCACCCCGAUAAGGAGGUGGGCGUCCGCUACUCCUUCACCGAGUGGAAGAGCCACACGGAGACGAAGGCCUCCUGGGUACAGAGCGCCACCCGGCCCGGCGACGGAGAGGGCGGAGCCUGUCUCAGCGUCGACACCUUCCGCUUCCACCUGCCCGUGCCGCCGUUCCUGCAGCCGGGGGCGGUUCUGGAGUUUGCCAUCCGGUACACGGUGUGUGGGCUGGAGCACUGGGACAACAACGAGGGGCAGAACUACAAGCUGGUGUGCCAUAACUACAAGCUCAGCGUUCCCAAGGAGUGCGAGGACAGCCUGGUGCACUUCCUGUGAGACAAGGGAAGAAGACCACUGCUGAGGGGACAUCCUGGGUGCAUUUUGGUUUCUGUUCACUACACUAUUUAGCUCUGCAGUAGCUUUGCACUCAUAGGGUAUUUCCCUGCGUAUUCUUUUGUAGAUUUUAAGUAAAUCGUCACUUUGAAGCAGCCAAAGCUGAAUUUCACCAAUGGGGAGAAAUAAAACAAUUGCACUUUUUGUAUGUAGUACAAGUAGUAGGCUAUAGCAGUACAGUAGCCUGACAUUUUCAGACAAUUCGCAAAUGCAUAUCAGUCCGGAACCUCUCCGGGGCAUACCGAUGGGCGUUAUCAACAUGCUAGAGCAAAUACAGAAUGAGCUUGCAGGGUCUCCUGGUUCCUGCAGGCUAGCAUUACAGUACAGUACAGAAUAGUAGAAACCACAAAUAAAGAUAAUUAGACAGUUUGAUUUGGCUUUUACUUGCACUUUAUGAUACAAUAGAAUAAUUAUAAAAUAAAUGUACUUUAUCAAUCCCAGAUGGGAAAUUUGCUCAACUUGGAUGCACAAGUAAUUACUUUUGGUAAUGCAAUUAAAAAAAUAUUUUUGAUAUUGUCUUGAUGUUGUUUAAGUAUUUUGAAGGAAAACUCAAACAUAUCAACUAUCCGGAAAUUAUAUUUUAACAUAACAGACUAAUCCAUGUUAAUUUCUGUACAUAUUAAAGCAAUUUAUUAUAUUUUAA